This is a messenger RNA of Myripristis murdjan (pinecone soldierfish), 1740 nucleotides long. RefSeq names its product tissue-type plasminogen activator-like. Bases 60 to 1406 code for a protein of 448 amino acids. Lineage: Eukaryota; Metazoa; Chordata; Actinopteri; Holocentriformes; Holocentridae. Gene Ontology annotation, molecular function: serine-type endopeptidase activity. The transcript has 11 exons. Gene Ontology annotation, biological process: regulation of cell adhesion mediated by integrin; plasminogen activation. The record is from RefSeq and is a predicted model, not a curated record.
CUUGCACAUCGCCAUCGGAAGAACUUCACUUGAAUAUUAAUCUGUGCAGUAAAGAAAAAAUGAAAAGGACAUUAAGGUUUGGCAUUUUAAUUUGCAUCUUGGCAGGCCUGACAACAACAGAAGUAGGCUCAUCGAGGCAAAAAAGGCAGACCUACUCUAUUUUGCCCUCUGGAGAAUCAGAUGGAACGUGCCUGAAUGGAGGCACCUCUGUUUCAUCCUUGCAUAGUCAUGGCCACAUGUUUUGCUUAUGCGCUGAUGGUUUUGGGGGAGAUCACUGCGAAAUUGAUAUGCGUGCCAACUGCUACAGUGGCAUUGGACUGUACUACAGAGGUACCAUGUCCAAAUCGGAAAGUGGAAGAACAUGCCAGGAAUGGGAUUUGGACACCAGGGAGCGUCUCAUGUCAUCAGAUGUCAAUUCAGGAAGGCAUAACUACUGCAGAAAUCUCGACUACAAACGCCGUCCGUGGUGUUACGUUUUGAAAAAGCAGAGGCUGGUCCAAGAGUAUUGCAAUAUCCCACGUUGUGGCUUUACCCCAGAUCCAUCACUACCUUCACCUGCACCCACUGAGCCAGCCACAGAGUCAACAUGUGGCCAGCGCCUUAGAAAGCAAAUGAAGAUCGUGGGCGGAACAAUUGCCACUGUCGAAUCACACCCGUGGAUUGCUGCCAUAUUCUGGCGCAGCAGAUCUAAGCAGAAGGUUUUCCGGUGUGGAGGGAGUCUGAUCUCCCCCUGCUGGGUCCUCACAGCCGCCCACUGCUUCCCCGAUGGCUCUAAUACCAGAGCACGGCGCUUCUCUGUCACGCUGGGUAAAAAUGCACUGAAUGAGACUGAACCAACUCGGGAACAAACCUUCAAGGUGGAAAAGGUUGUCAUCCAUGAGGAGUUUGACAACAGUGAGGGGAACUUCAACAACGACAUUGCCUUGUUAAAGUUGAAAGCCAACGACGGUCACUGUGCCCAGGAGUCCCGAACAGUGAAAACUGUCUGUCUGCCACCUCCUCGCCAAAGCCUCCAGGCCGGUAUAUUCUGUGAGAUUGCUGGUUAUGGCAAAGAGAAGAAAGGCUUGUGGUACAACUCCCAGUACCUCAGAGAGGCUCAAGUGAGCCCUUUGGCGCAUGAUGUGUGUCGAAAACCAGAUUAUUAUGGAGACAUGAUCACAGCCAAUAUGUUUUGUGCAGGUCGUCCUGACUGGAGUCGGGAUGCAUGUGAGGGUGAUUCAGGAGGGCCUCUUGUGUGUGAGAUGGAUAACAGGUUCUUCCUUUUCGGAAUAGUCAGCUGGGGCGAGGGCUGUGCAAAGGAGUAUCGGCCCGGUGUGUACACCACUGUGACCAAUUACAACCAGUGGAUCGAACAGAAGACAGGUCUAUCUUCUAUCACUGCUGGGUCCAUGUUCCCUCAAAAGUGACCUCCUUACACAGUGUGAACUAUUACAUGAACAUGCAAAAGUGUGGUGUACCAGAGGUGCCGAUACUUCCAUGGAAAUUUCUGGUCUCCUGCCAUUUUCUUGGUUGCCUCGGGCUAUUUUCAUGCUGCGGUUUCUCAGCGGAAGAUUUGUGUCAAUACAUAUAACUGCCUAUGCUUUAUUGCAUAGAAGUGAACACUGUGUUCCAUGUAUACUAUACAGCAUCACUUGUUCUGUGGUAUGUGGUGUGAUAUAUGUUGGACUGACUGUAUAGCAACUUAUUUUUUGAUGUUUAUGGAGUAAUGAUACAUUAUUUUGAGAUAUGCAAAUUAUUUUU